AUGACUGCCGGCACCACCGAGUGCUUCUCGGGGCUCGCUGCCAAGAGCCGGGAGCUUAGCUGCCUCAGCGGCCUGCUCCGGACUGGCCCAGCAGCGAGCGGUGCUGCCUCGAGCGCGCUUGCCCUUCCAGCCCCCGACGCGGCGGCUGCGAAGGCAGCGCCCGUCGGCAACCGACGCAACAAGACGCCUAGCCGUAGCAACGUGCAGGCGGCGUCUGGCGUGACCGGUUGCCAGUACCUUGCCGGAGGAUGGUACAUCUCUGCAGGCGUGGAGGUGGUGGACCGAGCCAAGUCCCGGGAGAAGCUCUAUCUCCGGGCAUACAGCUUUGACUCGCCAGCGUUGAUCGACGCUAUCGAGCGAGCCUGCGCGAGAGGAGCGCUCUGCAGCGUCCUUGCUGACGCUCAGCAGUGCUCGCGGACCAAGCUGCAGUGGCAGGCGCUUAAACGCGCUGCCCAGGCAGGCGCCCGCGUGCGCCUCUGCAGCGGGUCGUCCGUUAGGGACGCCUACGUCGCCGAUGGGCGUGGCCCUGCCGUGGGUGCGGGCCUGAAGGGCCUGCAUCAUGCCAAGGCGCUCUUGCGCUCAGGCGGCAGCUGCGCCGAGCUUGUGGUUGGGUCGCUCAAUUGGAGCACCAGCUCCAAGGCGAACCUCGAGUGUGGAGUUCUCCUGACUCUCGCGCAGGAUGCUGAGGUCGUUGGAGACUAUACAUCCGCGACUUCGACACCUGCUUCGCUGCUGGCACUCCCUUGGAGGACGCCAAGCCGCCCGGUAAGGCGGCUGGUCCCUCCAGCGCCACCGGAGCGCACCAGCAGCAACAGUCACAGCAGCAGCAGCCUGAGCCUGCAGCUGCCUGAAGUGCUCGCGGCGGGUUCCCGCGCGGCACGCGCGGAGCCCGUGGGCGCUCUCGCCGCGGCUGAGAGUACAGUCCGGCGUCUUCUUUUUAAGAGCCUAGAGCGGGGCCUGCGGCAGUGUCACUGCGCGGCUUUAGCAGUGCACGUGAGGCCCACUGCUCGGCAUGAAUUUGCCAAGGUGGCGGGCGUUUUGCUUACGCCGUUUGUUCGCCACCCGCGGCAGUUUUCUGCGCGGUGCCCGUGCUGGGUGCCCGCCUUCUCAGAGCUUUCCGUGCCAGCCGGCACCCGUGCCGCCGUGCUGAUAGACGGCCCUUCUGGGUCGCUGGACACUUUUGUGUCGCGCCAGCCGGCGCUCGUGUUCGGCACAGCCGUGCCGUCCCUUGCAGAGGUUGGCGCGCGGACCUUGUUCGGUCGCGGCCACACGGCCCGCGGCCCUUUUUCGGGCGCGGCUGCCUGA
Messenger RNA from Symbiodinium sp. CCMP2592, 1305 nucleotides. NCBI's taxonomy places the organism in Eukaryota, Dinophyceae, Suessiales, Symbiodiniaceae. The record is from the annotation of a GenBank genome assembly.